Hibiscus syriacus is the source of this 739-nucleotide messenger RNA. RefSeq names its product 60S ribosomal protein L17-2-like. Gene Ontology annotation, cellular component: cytosolic large ribosomal subunit; ribosome. The coding region runs from base 72 to 617 and encodes 181 amino acids. Gene Ontology annotation, biological process: cytoplasmic translation. The record is from RefSeq and is a predicted model, not a curated record. Gene Ontology annotation, molecular function: structural constituent of ribosome. The transcript has 7 exons. Lineage: Eukaryota; Viridiplantae; Streptophyta; Magnoliopsida; Malvales; Malvaceae.
GAAACCCUAACACAGCAUUUCUUUUCUUGUAGUAUAGCAGGGAACUGUUACACUCAAGAGGAGCAGCAGCCAUGGUGAAGUAUUCGAGAGAACCAGACAACCCCACCAAGUCUUGCAAAGCUAGGGGCUCAGAUCUUCGUGUUCAUUUUAAGAAUACACGGGAAACUGCCUUUGCAAUCCAAAAGCUACCUUUGACUAAGGCUAAAAGGUACUUGGAGGAUGUCAUCGUGCACAAGCAAGCUAUACCAUUCCGGCGCUUCUGUCGUGGAGUUGGGCGAACCGCACAGGCUAAGAAUCGUCAUUCAAAUGGACAAGGUCGAUGGCCUGUGAAAUCUGCAAAAUUCAUUCUUGAUUUGCUAAAAAAUGCGGAGAGCAAUGCUGAGGUGAAAGGCUUGGAUGUAGAUUCGCUGUUCAUAUCUCACAUUCAAGUCAAUCAAGCUCAGAAGCAAAGGCGUCGAACAUAUCGUGCACACGGAAGAAUUAACCCUUACAUGUCUUCACCGUGCCACAUUGAACUGAUUUUGUCUGAGAAAGAGGAACCUGUCAAGAAAGAGCCGGAGACUCAGUUGGCUCCGAGGAAAGCAAAGGGUCAAUCCAUACGAAGCAGUGCUGAGUGAUGGAUCACAAUUCGGAAACUAUCAUGUUUUUCUUUCAUUGUUUUUGUGAGGUGCUCAAGACUCAAGUUUGUUGAUGGAGAUUGCGUGGUGUCUAUUUAAAUCUAUGUUGAAGUUUAUUCCCA